Aricia agestis (brown argus) is the source of this 1138-nucleotide messenger RNA. Its product is annotated as aldo-keto reductase family 1 member B1-like. Gene Ontology annotation, molecular function: aldose reductase (NADPH) activity. Lineage: Eukaryota; Metazoa; Arthropoda; Insecta; Lepidoptera; Lycaenidae. The coding region runs from base 90 to 1034 and encodes 314 amino acids. The transcript is spliced from 8 exons. The record is from RefSeq and is a predicted model, not a curated record. Gene Ontology annotation, cellular component: cytosol.
AUAGGUCAGUCGAUCGCGUCGCGUCAGUUUGGCUCGGUGCUUCUAGGUGACCUGUGUUUGUAACCUAAGUCUGUGUCAAUUGAGCUAACAUGUCGGUGCCCACCAUCACGUUCAACAACGGCUACACCUGCCCCGUCAUCGGCCUCGGGACGUGGAAGUCGAAGCCGGGCGAGGUGCGGGCGGCGGUGGAGGCGGCCAUCGACGCCGGAUACCGCCACAUCGACUGCGCGCACAUCUACGGCAACGAGAAGGAGGUCGGGGAAGCCCUCGCCAAUAAGAUCAACCAGGGCGUCGUCGGAAGAAAGGACUUAUUCAUAACGUCGAAGCUGUGGUGCACGUACCACCGGCCCGACCUGGUGGCGGGCGCGCUGCGGACCACGCUGCACAACCUCGGCCUGCAGUACCUCGACCUCUACCUCAUACACUGGCCGCAGGCUUUCAAGGAGGAAGCCGAAGAGUUCCCAGUGGACGAGAACAAGAAGGUGAUCCCGUCGAGCGUGGACUACGUGGACACGUGGCGGGCCAUGGAGGCGCUGGUGGAGGCGGGGCUGACGCGCAGCAUCGGCCUCUCCAACUUCAACCGCCGGCAGACGGACCGCGUGCUCGGCGCCGCCAGAAUCAAGCCCGCCGUCAUGCAGAUCGAAGUCCACCCUUACCUGAACCAGGAGAAGCUGAUCAGCUACUGCCGGGGGGCGGGGCUCGCCGUCACCGCGUACUCCCCGCUCGGCUCCCCCGACAGACCCUGGGCCAAACCCGGCGACCCCAACCUCAUGGAGGACCCCCGCCUCAAGGCCAUCGCCGACAAGUACGGCAAGACCAUCGCGCAGGUCCUCAUCAGGUACGCGAUCGACCGGUCGCUGAUCGUGAUCCCGAAGUCUGUGACGGCGAGCCGCAUCCAGCAGAACUUUCAGGUGUUCGACUUCCAGCUGACGGCGCAGGACCUCGCCGCCGUCGCCGCGCUCGAGUGCAACGGCCGCCUCUGCUACAUCGGAGACACACAUCAUCCAGAUUAUCCAUUCCAUGACGAGUACUGAUUUGGGCCGCGCACUGACUACUUAUAACUGAAGAUUUAAUUGAAAUUAAAUUUAAGUGAAAUAUUUAAAACCAUUGUUAAAUGAAUAAACGCUUAAUUAAGUAA